AUGUCCCAAGGCCAAUGGCAGUGUGGCCUGUGUUCCACGCAGUUUAGCCGUGCCGAGCAUCUUCGGCGCCACUUGAGAUCGCAUGAGAAUAAGCGGCCAUACGAGUGUAGUCUCUGCCAGCGGUCUUUUACCCGACGAGAUGCGAAAACGCGGCAUGAGAAGACGUGUAAAGCGACGAUGCAGAGCCCGAUGCCCGUAGCACAGUCUCAGCCAACUUUGUUUGGGACGACGAAUCUCUCCCAUGGCCUUGAAGAUGACUUUCUGAUGGACAUGUCGAUGCCGUACCCGUCUGACUUUUCGGCAUUGGACUGGCUCUACUCCACGAGUACCCAUAUGAGUUCUGAUAAUAUCAUCACUGCAGAAAGGCUUGAUUUCCUAGCGCAUUUUACCAGCGAAAACGGGAUGGGCACGUUCUUAGCGCCUGAGACACUAGAGGAGAGGCAGAAGCUCAUACUGAAGCACGAGCACGAGUCCCGCACAGUCGGUGGUGGCCAUGAGCUGCCUAUCACCUCAUCGAUUUCCGCUGCCACACAUCAAACAAUAGAGCCAGCCAUGCUCCACAUCACCCCCGAAGACCUCGACCCCCUAACAGCUCGAACGUACGAGAUUCUCCAUCACUUCCGCAACAUCAUAACGACCAAAGCCUCUGCAACCGUCGUGAAACUUGACUGGACCCCCAAUGUCGAAUCCGCCGUUCGCUCCUUUUUCUCUCCAACAAAUAUCACCCGCUACCUAGGCUACUUCUGGUCCCUGUGGUAUCCCAACUGUCCAUUCGUGCACCGCGCCUCCUUCGACCCGCAAACUGCGCCACCUGCAUUGCUCUGUGUUACGGUGUUGAUUGGGGCAUGUCUCUCACCGCACCGCGAGGAUGCCGUCACGGCGCGGAUGUGGCUCAAUGUAGUUGAGGAGUUGGCGUUUAGUGACAGUUCCUUUUGGGAGGAAAGAGACGGCGGUGGGAGUGGAGGUAAGGCAGUGGUACUUGAUCAGUAUGUCGGGAGGAAGAAGAAGAGGCUCGAGUGUGUUCAGACGGUGUACUUGGUAUGCUCGUUGCAGAAGAGAGAGGGGGAUGAGGAGGCUAGGACUAGGGUAAGGAGGUAUCGACAUGCGACCAUGGUUAUGGUAAGACCUUCCCAGCGCUGUGUAGACGGGCGACUGACUUGA
Messenger RNA from Aspergillus calidoustus, 1161 nucleotides. NCBI's taxonomy places the organism in Eukaryota, Fungi, Ascomycota, Eurotiomycetes, Eurotiales, Aspergillaceae. The record is from the annotation of a GenBank genome assembly.